CACGCUGAUGUGACGUCAGCAUAGGCUUGCGAAUUCUGUGGAGUACGGAGCAGAAGCGAUUGCGGUCUCUGGGAGAUUUAGCAUCCUUCGCAAUCCUUGUAGAGUAUACAUAGGUUUCGUAAACUAUUCCAGAAUUAAAUAUCUGCACUAUCAAAGCUAUUGAAUGGUGUGCGUUUUGCGUCCACCAGCCCAGAAUUAAAGGGCUUGCGAGAUAAAAAAAAAAGUCUUUCCCCUUGCUUGCUAAGGGUCCGUCUCGAUUGGCGCUCGUUAGUCGAGCUGUACCAGCAGCAGCGCAUUCAUCCGUUUUUUUGUAUGCAAGUUGAGAAAAUAAGUUGAUCAGUGUAAAUGCUGCCAUUCCAGCCCGCACUGUAGGCGCGAAAUAAUUUGCGUCGCAAUGAGACCGCAGUCACUCGUUUAGGCCUCGUUUUCGCAAAUCCAAUAUGGAGGAAGCGCCACUGCGUCAGUGUAUUAUGCUGUUGUGAAGGGCCCCAUCGGACCGUCCGGUCAUGGAUACGUGACAACGACUCGUCUCAUCGACCACCAGCCACGAUGCGGGGAUCCGAAGAACGUUCGGCACGUUCCCGCGCCAAAGUGAAGGAGAAAGCUCGCAGUCCCGAGGAGAGCCGCCGCGUGAGCAGCAAGUCUCGGCAUUCGCCCCAGAGCAGCAGUCAUCGAAAGCACAAGAAGAGCCAUCGGUCGCACCGACGAAAGCAUGCAACGCGCGACUCGGAGCGAGCCGUCGUUGCCACCAAGCCGCUGGUCGAGUACGACGAUGUGAGUUCGGACUCCUCGCUGUUCUCGGAUGACGGCGGAGCGCCCCCCGAACACCUGUACCCGGCGUCUCCGCUGCCGGUGUCUUCCUCAAGCCGGCACGGCGCGGAACGGCAGCCUGAGCGAACCGACAGUGGCAGCAACAAGCGGCGGCACUCUUCGCGGCACAAGGUGAGCGAUACCAAAGAGAGCACGAGUUCCUCGCGCUCUUCGAGUCGGCGUAACCACAGCGAACGGCCACCGUCUCCUCCGCCUCCACCGCCGUCCUCGUCGCGUUCGUCGCGGGACUACUCGACGUCGAGCGGCUACUAUGAACGAGACGUGAUGAAGGACUACGCGAGUAGCCGAACCUAUAUGAGUGCUUACAGGGAAUCUUCGGGCGUGUUGGACCCGUACUAUGGUGUGUCGGACUCUCAUGGCGACUGCUACGGCAGCCGCUCGAGCGGCAGCCGUAAACGGUCCCUGUCGCCGGACCAUCCGCGUGCCUACAAGAGCAGCGGUCGCAGCCCGGCGAGCUCGCCCAGCCCGCCGCCUAGCCGUUCGUCCAAGCGGCGGAAAUCUCCGAUAUCCGACGCCCGCGAGAAGGACCGGCCAUCGCGGAACUAUUCGCCCAACAAUUCCUCUAGUCUCUACUCGUCGUCGCGCAAGGCCUCCGCGUACUCGCGAAGUCGGAGCAGAAGCCCUGUCAGGUCCAGGCGUUCCCGAAGAUCUAGAAGCCGUUCACGGAGCCCCCCUCCCCAGCGCCCUAGGGUUGGCCGAUCCCGGUCACCACCCUUGAGCCCUCCUGCUGCCUACCAGACGCAUCGACGGCGGGAGCGCAGCCCCAGCUACGAAACCAAGUUCGCCUCCACGAGUCUCGGUGCCGAGUUGCGCAAGCAUCGCAAAGGCCGCGAGCUUGAAAAGAGUCGUCACUCGGUCGGCAGCCGGGUAGCCCCACCGCCGCCGCCUCCCCCGCCGCCGCCUGCUGCGCCAUCCAAUGGGCCUGCUUCUUGUGCAGACAUCCCACCACCUCCUCUUCCACCACCACCCCCCAGCGAUCCUACGCAUCCACCACUACCGCCACCUGAAGCUCCACCUCUUCCUCCACUGCCCCCUCCCCCACCGGCUGCUGUGGUGCCACCCUCUGCAGAAGCACCACCACCAGUGCCUCCCAAGGCACCCUCAAAGCCAUGCACACCCUCUGAAGGCUCCCCGGAGCUGGCCUCCUCGCCAGAAGAGGCAGCCACAGCACCAUCCUCUGGUGGCGGGGAGGACAACAGUGCUACACACAGCAACAAUGGGGUGUUGGAAGAGGAGGAUGAGGGCAGCCUGGGUAGUGGGCGGUCAUCUGCCGAGCAGGUGUCCGCACAACCUAGCCCUACACAACCUGCAGCAGCACCACCCCAGCGCAAGAGCAUCAAGGAAUUGCCUAUGCCGCCUGGCAUGAAGGUAGAGGACGUGAUGUCACCCGAGGUGGCUGACCGGGAAGAAGGAUCACCUCAGCUUACUCAACAGCAACAGCAGCAGCAGAUGAAGCAUGCAUUCACCAUGGCCACCCAGCGGGCAUUCUCUGCAACAACUGCUACCGGAACCCAGCCACCUCAAGGGGCAGCUGCCGCCUCCAUGCAGGUGUUUCGCAGGCCAAGGAUUCUGAACAAGCCUCCUUCUGACGAUGAACGUUUUCCCAAUUGGGGCGAGCGCUGCGUGGAUGUUUUUGAUAUUGUGUGCCAGAUAGGAGAGGGCACCUAUGGACAAGUAUACAAAGCCAAAGAUAAGGACACCGGUGAACUAGUGGCCCUGAAGAAGGUGCGGCUAGAGAAUGAGAAGGAGGGCUUCCCUAUCACAGCUGUGCGAGAAAUCAAGAUCCUGCGUCAGCUCAACCACCCAAGCAUUGUCAACCUCAAAGAGAUUGUCACUGACAAACAGGAUGCCCUGGACUUUAAGAAGGACAAAGGGGCAUUUUACUUGGUGUUUGAAUACAUGGACCACGACUUGAUGGGCUUGCUGGAAUCGGGGCUGGUGGACUUCAAUGAGCACCAUGUGGCCUCCUUCAUGCGUCAACUGCUGGACGGGCUUAGCUAUUGCCACCGAAGAAACUUCCUGCACCGUGACAUCAAAUGCUCGAACAUACUCAUGAACAACAGAGGCCAAAUCAAGCUGGCUGACUUUGGGCUGGCACGACUGUACAGUGCAGAAGACAAGGCACGGCCCUACACAAACAAGGUCAUUACACUCUGGUACCGACCACCAGAAUUGCUCUUGGGAGAAGAGCGGUACGGACCUGCCAUUGAUGUCUGGAGCUGCGGGUGUAUCCUGGGUGAGCUGUUCACCCGCAAGCCAGUCUUCCAGGCCAACCAGGAGAUGGCCCAACUGGAGGCCAUCAGCAGGGUGUGUGGCACACCCUGUCCAGCCGUGUGGCCACGGGUCAUCCAGCUGCCCCACUGGGCCACCUUUCGACCUAAGAAGCAGCACCGGCGGCGGUUGCGCGAGGAGUUUUCCUUCCUGCCAAUUCCUGCUCUUGAUCUGCUGGACCAGAUGCUCGAACUGGACCCUGAGCGUCGCAUCACAGCUGAGGCAGCCCUGCGCUCCCCCUGGCUUGCCCAAGUUCGGCCCGAGCGUAUGGCCCCACCCGACCUCCCGCACUGGCAGGACUGCCAUGAAAUGUGGUCCAAGCGUCGCAGGCGACAGCUUCGGCUAGAACAAGACAUGGCAGGCACGUCAUCGGGGCCCCUACCAUCUUCAGGCUUGCCCAUGAGCCUGGGAGGAGGCGGCAACAGUGUGCAUUCGGCUCCAAGCACUCAGGACAUCUCUCGAGACGAUGGGCCCCCACUUGGUGGGCGGCCCUGUGUACUCGAUGAACCUGACAGUUGUAAGUCUGCCGACGGCUCUGACAGCAACCCGGCUGCGCCCAGUGUGAACAGCCAGCAACUGCAGACCAACCUCAACACCAUCACGGCUGCUUUCCAGAAGCAUGAAACUCUCAGCAUUGCCCAGCUAGCCAAUUUGCUUAACAUUAAGGUUGAUACCUCCACAAAGCAGCUUCUUGAAAACCUGAACAUGCAGCUACUGCUGGCAGCAGCUGCCAAGCAGGCCCAAAAGGUGCAGAUGGCCAGCCAUCAGAGCAGGCAGAUGCAGCAGCAGCAAGUGCCUCCACCCCUUCAGCAGCACUCAACAACACCAUUGCAACACACCCAGCCAGCAGCGCAGCAGCAGCAACAGCAGCAGAAACCACAGCAGAAACCGCAGCAGCAACCGCAGCAGCAACCGCAGCAGCAGCAGCAGCAGCCAUCCCCACAGCUUCUUGUGUCAUCCUCCAGGCCUCAAGCGGACAUGUCAAGGGUUGACGAAAUGGGCGGGGGCUUGGAGCAUCCCAAUGAGACAGGAGGGGGCCGCCUAGCACGGCCACUGCAGGCACCUGUGCUGUCACCCCCACAGCCAUCGUCUCGCAGGCCACCACCAUCCCACCUUGUGGAGUCCCCCACACAUUCUAAGUGGAGGAGUGGCGAAUCAGUCCCACCUGCUGGCUCCUUGAGGCCACCUGUGCCACAGCACCCACUUCCACCUGCCUCCGACAUCCGGGGGCAGACCACCAGCCCUGGUACCUACCUCUUCGACCGUGGGCCGUUGGGUCCACCCCUCCACAUGGACGACACCCAUGGUGACCGUGCCCCUCCUGUGCUUCCUCGACGGAUUGAGGCCUCCACUGCGCACCGAGGAAGGCCACCGUCACCUCCCAUGCCUGUGCUUGGCCGAGGGUCAGGGGAUGCCACUUCAUACCAUCGGAGAGGACCACCCGACGACAGUUCGCCACCCUUUGAAUCCGUGGGUCUGUCUGGCAUGAGUUCCACCGCUGCGCAACAACAGAGCUACACCACUUCAGGCGUCAAGGCUGCAUUGGCGCAGCUGCUGGAAGCGCAGGGCUUUCGCGUAAAGAAUCCCAGCAGCCACUCAGGUAUCCCCACUACUCCUCCCCCUCCCAUUCGUACUCCGUCACACCAGCGCCACCACCACCCCUAUCAGGGCUUUGAGCCACGUGUGCGGGAAGAGGGAAGCGAUGUUGGGUUUGGGGAGUUACGGGGUUAUGAGUUGCCAGAGUAUGAUCGGUCCUACCUUGGUGGGCUGGAGUCUCGCAGGGGCCGAGAUUACUACAUCUCACCCCAAGCAGUGGUUGAUGCGCGUACUUCACAUUUGGGCAACUCUCCACCUCUACCGAUGGGACAGCAACUUCGGCACAGCCUGCUGAGGACGCCACCACCUUCCCAUGUGCAUGAGGUGUCACCGCCGGAUGCAUACCCUUCCAGGAUGGAAAUGUCAUCCUACAGGGGAGGAGGGCCUUCUAGAGGAGCCCCACCAGCAGACUUCAGAGGUGGCAGCCACAGGCCACUCCUCUAAGGGCACAGAGGUUCCUUCCUGUUAUUUCAUGCUGUGAUGAGAGCUGUCAAGGUUUUCAGGCAUAACCAGCAGGUUUGGAUGCUUUAUUUUGUGGGCCUUUUGACUGCACACUGCAUUCUAUUUCUUACAUAGCCACUCCAGGAACUGUGCACACUGUGGUGCCAUAGGAGUGCGUUGCAUGGGGUGGCCAACUUGGCCCCUGAAGGGGCCACUACCUAGCCAGAAGAAUUCAGUGCUUCACCCUCCUCUCCUGAGAGCAGACCAGAGAGUCUCAUGUGCUAUACUGGGCAUGCUCCUCUUUUCUUUUAAAAUAUGGAGGCAUCCUUUUUUCAAAGUCAUUCUGGUGUGCUACAUCUUGCACAACAGUCCUGGCCAAAGGGUGUUUGUAUUAAUGGGGCCAGCUUUCCUAUUUACUUGGCCAAAUAAUUACAGCUGGACUGCUUUACAUGUUGCUACUGCUGCUGAUGUCAGGUGUGACAUCUGAGGGACUGCAAGAUGGCAGCCUCAUAUUCCUGGCAUUCCCCCUAUGUUUAUUUCCCAGUGCAUUGUACAUAUGUAUCUAGCAAAGCACGACUUAGUGUUGUGCUUUUCAGUAAUACUGGACCCACUUUCCAUGUGAUUUUUUUUUUUGUGUGUGCGUUUAUGUGUGACAGGAACUGUAUAUGCCCAAAGGACAGCUUGAUUGUCAAGCUUUCAAGGUGUGCUUCCCUGAAAGCACGGGUGUUCUCCCACCCCUGUGAAAGUACCCAUGUGAUGAACUUGGGCUACUGAAAGGACAUGCCAAAUCAAGGUGCUUCUUUCAGAGUCCGCAGGGUGGAGGAAAGACACAAAAUGGGUGGUCUUCAGGCUUCACUUUAAGGCCUCUACUCUGAUGCAAGGUCAUCCAGUGGAGUGCACGCUGACAAGCAUGCUAUUUGCAAGGGUGCUUGUUUGUUAGCCAUAUGUGAUUUUGGGUUGCCGAAGGCUGCAUCGUGUGAGUCACAUGUAUGUAAAACCUGAUUUGAGUAAAACAGGAGGUAACAAACAUGUUUCUGUUUGAAACUUUUUUUGUUGCAUAAAUGUAAGGUGAAGCACCCCUUC
This is a messenger RNA of Dermacentor albipictus, 6222 nucleotides long. RefSeq names its product cyclin-dependent kinase 12-like. The record is from RefSeq and is a predicted model, not a curated record. NCBI's taxonomy places the organism in Eukaryota, Metazoa, Arthropoda, Arachnida, Ixodida, Ixodidae. Gene Ontology annotation, biological process: protein phosphorylation; positive regulation of transcription elongation by RNA polymerase II. Gene Ontology annotation, cellular component: nucleus; cyclin/CDK positive transcription elongation factor complex. Gene Ontology annotation, molecular function: cyclin binding; RNA polymerase II CTD heptapeptide repeat kinase activity; ATP binding.